Molecule: messenger RNA, 2713 nt
Organism: Drosophila elegans
Lineage: Eukaryota; Metazoa; Arthropoda; Insecta; Diptera; Drosophilidae
Exons: 6
Coding region: 47-2689 (880 amino acids)
Cellular component (GO): extracellular region
Molecular function (GO): chitin binding
Source: RefSeq, a predicted model, not a curated record
AACCGUCGACAUCUUUCAGUAGAAGAUUCAAGUUGAAACCGCUAAAAUGUUCAGAUUUUUUUUGGUACACCUUUGCCUCGUGUUGCUGCUGCUGUGGAGUUGCCAAAUAUCGGCAGAUCACUUUGAUGAAUGUGAUGGGGUUGACGACGAAACGUUUGUCCAGAGUUGGGAAAACUGCCAGUCGUAUGUCUACUGCCAGGGUGAGGAUUCGUUGAAGGGCGAAUGCGAUGAGGGGGAAUACUUUGAUGCGGAGACGGGAGGAUGCGAUUUGGCUGCGAAUGUGCAAUGCUUCCUGGACGAAGUCGACGAACCUGCAGAUCCAGAGCCCGAACCGGAAGAGGAAGUCACACCCGCCACGACGUCAAGACCAACGGAUCCUCCAACCGAAGCACCAACCGAGGUGGACAUUCUGAACAUUGCACCAGUUGUUAAGCCCAAUUGUCCGUUCAGCGAUGAUCCCAGUCAGGUCAUCUUAAUGGCCAGCAACGAAUCGUGCACCAACUAUUUUCUCUGCUACCAUGGACAUGCCAUGGAAAUGCAUUGCACCAAUCAAUUGUACUUUAAUUCCCUCACCGGACAGUGUGAUUAUCCCGAGAAAGUUCAGUGUGCGCUGGACGAUCCAAGGUCCCACAAAUGUCUGCCCCACAUGACCGAGUUCUUUCCACAUCCGGACAAGUGCAACUACUUCUACUACUGCAUCAAGGGAUUCCUGACCCUGCAGCAGUGCCCCUUCUACUACGGCUGGGACAUCGAGCGACGGAGUUGUGUGCAGAUUGGUGUGGCGAAAUGCUACGGAAAUUCCCGCCGAACUUAUUACCCCUAUAUUAAUUGCUCAGCCCAGGAUUCGUUGUUUUGCUUUCAAACUGACACUUGUAGUGCCAACUUUAUCUGUGGCAACAUAGACACACUGGAUAAUUCAACUGCUUCGCCCAACCAGACAACUCCAACGGUUAUAACCUCCCCGACACCUUUGGCCAGCACCUCAACCAUCUCAACCACCUCAACCACAUCGACUUCCAGUAUCCGACGUGAGUGUCGUCCGGGUGUAACCAAAAGGUUUAGUUAUCCACAGAAUUGUAACUAUUUCUACUACUGCGUGGACGGCUUUCUACUUGUGGAACAAUGUCCUAUUGGCUAUGUCUUCGAUUCGGAGAGUGGAGCUUGUGGUGGUCGUAAACGAGAUUCGGCCGAUUGCUCUGAUCCGCGAGAUGAGACAGUCGAAACAGUCUAUAUGUGGCAGUUGUUGAUUGUCUUUGGCUGCCUGUUACCUGUAAAUCAGGUACGGGCGGAUUUACUAGAGGAAUGCACAGGUGUUAUAAUCAACAAGGUGCCCAAUGAGAACACGCAAUGCAGCGAAUAUGUUCACUGCGAUGGCGAGGAUUCGUACUACUGCAAUGGAGAUUGUCGCGAGGCCGUCGAUUGUAACGCUAAGGAAGUGACUACCAGAGCACCAGUUACCACCUUAAGAACUGCUGAACCCACACCCACCACCACCACGACGAGAGUGUCCACAACCGAAGAAGCUCCUUCUCCGGCAAAUACAACAUCUACUACACCGCAGACGGUGACAACCUCUUCGACCAUUUCACCACCUUCGAUGCCAACCACCGAUGUCCAUGUGAAGUGCAAGACGAGUGGCAAAAAUGAGGUCUAUCCGUAUCCAGCGAAUAGUAAUUACUACUAUCAAUGUCUUGCCGGUUAUCUGCUACUUCAGCAAUGCCCCCAGAACUUCCAUUUCGAUCAGUUCCAAGGACAGUGUAUUUCCACAAAACCGUAUCCGUAUCCGUAUCGCUCAUCGCGCUUACAUGUCACCAAGGUGGUAAAGUCUGCAUACGACGUAGAUCAGUUCACUUUUCGAAUCGCAGCGAAGAAGAUGUUUCGGGUUUUUGGAUCCAUUUUAUUGUUCCUUGGCAUUUGCCUGGCGGAUGUUUUUCAAGAGUGUAACGAAGGCAACAGCUUGUCGUUCGUUACCUCACCAAAGAGUUGCGCACACUAUAUUUUCUGCAACGGCGAUGAGUCAUACGAUGGCGAAUGUGCGGAGGGCGAGUACUUUAGUGCCGAUAUGGAAAUGUGUGAGCCCAUGGGCGACAUUGAUUGUCGCACGGGAUCGGCAAUGGAAGUGGAUAGUUCCACGCAGAUUAACACUGACGUGGAGACCACUGCACCAGUUCCUACGGAUGUAAUUACCACUUUGGCUCCGUCGGUGAUUAUAACGCUGCGCCCAUCAGUCGUCAAUCAAAAUGGGACCUCCAACGCGACUACGAUGUCAACUGGCAUAGAGGUUAUUGUGACCAAUAUGUGCCCACAACUGGAUAAUCAAAGUCGUAUCGCAUUGGUGCCAAAUCAGAAUUCCUGCACCGAUUAUUACAUUUGCUAUCGUGGCGAACCCCUGCCCAUGAGUUGUGCCGCCAGUUUGCACUUUAAUUCGCGCACUGGCAAAUGUGACCAUCCCGAAAAUGUCCGAUGUCUGGCACUGACAUCGAAUCCCAGAGAGCAGUGCAAACGACAUGUCAUCGAUGUUUAUCCGCAUUCCGGCAACUGCAAUUACUUCUACCAAUGUCGAUCGGGUUAUCUGAUGGUGCAGCAAUGUCCUUUCUUCUAUGGUUGGGACUACGAGAAGCGAUCCUGUGUGGCGCUAAGUCAGGCCAAGUGCUACAAUAAAAUACAGAUGCAAAUGAAAUUUAAAUAAAUACAUAUCGAUCAAGUUUAAGAA